This is a messenger RNA of Cooperia oncophora, 684 nucleotides long. Lineage: Eukaryota; Metazoa; Nematoda; Chromadorea; Rhabditida; Trichostrongylidae. The record is from the annotation of a GenBank genome assembly.
AUGGUUGAAGUAAAAGAAGAAGAAAAGGGAGACCAUCGGGCGGAUGGCGAUCGUCAAAGUGAAAGUUCGUGCGCCACGGCCACGGCUACACCAACGGCAACGAAUGAAGUCGACCAGGCAAUUAAGCAAGCACUGCGUGUUUCGAAUACUUCGUUCCAUGGUCUCAUGGCUUUGCCGAUGAGUUUUUUCACUCCAUAUUCCGAGAGGGAGACAUCAAGGGACACCAGCAAGAAUGGAAGUGGCUGUGAUGAAGAGGAUUUUCGUCUGUGCAGCGCUCCCUCGUCAACGGCAGAGGUUCAAUCUCCGAAUGUAUGUCAUGCUGGCGGCAAUGCUGGAUCCAUUUCUGAACAUAUUCCUGAUCUUGAGUUGGAUUCGCAGGGCAGCGUAUCCAAGGGUCGUGUUCGAAAGAGAAGGGAUCGUCCACUUAGUUUGACAAAAAGUGGUGUGGCUAGAAAAGGACGGAAGACGUACACAGAGAGGGAUCUGCAAGUUCUUGAAGAAUUCUAUACACGCGAUCCAUUCGCGUGUGCUAAUGCGGAUAAACGUCAAACACUUUGUCACAUGUUGGAUAUCGACCCAUAUCGGGUGAGUGUUUUCGGAGCACUGCUUUUACAGUGUCACUACACGUAUGCUACCGUAUGGAGGGGCCAAAUUACCCUUUUCGGUUGGCGAAUAUUGCCGUGA